Molecule: messenger RNA, 336 nt
Organism: Macrosiphum euphorbiae (potato aphid)
Lineage: Eukaryota; Metazoa; Arthropoda; Insecta; Hemiptera; Aphididae
Source: the annotation of a GenBank genome assembly
AUGCCGUCUGAUUGGGUCCAGUGCAUUUGCGUCGUUACCUUUGAACUGGAGUUUGGCCUGGCGGUGGAGGUAACUAUUAUUGUGACUUCUUGUGCUCAUUUUCCUGCUGGCUAUCUUGUUAUACCAAUCCGUGUUUCUGUUGUAUUUUUUUUCUUUCACAGUUGGUCUACCCCAAUGACAACAAAUUAUCCGGGGAAGUCAAAACUAACCUCUGUUACCUGGCGUUUCCCAACUCCAAUUCCAGAUGUAUGGGAGUCACUCAAUUCCAUGUCAAGAAAAAAAUGGAAUGAUGAAUUUACAUUAUUUACAUUUACAAAAAAAAUUCUAUUUGGAUAA